CUCUCUCUCUCUCUCUCUCUCUCUCUCUCUCUCUCUCUCUCUCUCUCUCUCUCUCUCUCUCUCUCUCCCCCUCUCCCUUGACAUGUGCUUGCUGCCUGCAGGUUUCUUCUAACUCUCCCUCUCAGCAGGACAGAUUCUGUCCCCUUUCCCUCUCUUCUGCUCUGUUUACAGCUAUCCCCAGCCUCCACCCGCUAACCCCACCCUCCACCAGCUCACCCCUGCCCCAUCUCCACCCGUCUGCCCCGGACCCCUGCUGCUCCUCCUAAUAGUGUUCAGAUCCUGUUUCUCCUCCUUCUCCUCCCUCCUCUGAAACACUGACUUCAUUCAUUCCCUUUGUGGCAUUCCCCUCCUCUGCUCCCUCUCUCCCUCUCCCUCCCUUCUGUCUUGGGACUUGACUACCGGGAGACCACGUCCCCUGUGUUACUGGACUACAGGAAGACCACGUCCCCUGUGUUACUGGACUACAGGAAGACCACGUCCCCUGUGUUACUGGACUACAGGAAAACCAGGAACGGGAGAGAGAUCUUGUGUAAUCUCUUGCCUUGCUUGAGCAUCAGACUCCCCUCCUCUCCUCCCUCUCCUCUCUCCUCCUCUCUCCCCCUAUCCUUUCUCCUCCUCUUCUCUCUCCUCUCCUUUCUCCUCUUUCCUCUCCUGCUCUCCUCCUCUCCUCUUCUGUCUCUUGAGACUGGCCAGAGGACAUCUGCUGCCCAGAGAGACGGACGAGUUAGGAAACGCUUGUGGAUUGGAUUACUUAGACGAGCAGCCAAGAGAGACCAGCAGAGACCAGGAGAGACCAGGAGAGGAGCAGGGUUUGAGAGAGGAGAGGUCCGGGCUCCAUGGCGGCCCCUCUCGCUCUGCUGCUGUUUCUCCUGGUUCUGGCCCCUGAGAGCCGGGCUGCCAGGAGGCUUGUGAAGAGAGGUCUCCACCAGAAGGACUACGAGUACCCCAACCAGGCCCUCCCUGCGGGCCACCAGAAGAACGACCGCUGCCCGCCGCCGCCACAGAGGCUCCCGGAGAGGGCCUGCGAGGCCCCGGGCUGCCGCUCCGACUCAGAGUGCGAGCGCCACAAACGAUGCUGCUACAACGGCUGCAUCUACGCCUGCCUGGAGUCCGUUCAGCCGCCGCCAGUUCUAGACUGGCUGGUGCAGCCCAAGCCGCGGUGGCUGGGGGGAAACGGCUGGCUGCUGGACGGGCCAGAGGAGGCACUGCAGGCCGAGGCGUGCAGCACCACGGAGGACGGGGACGAGCCGCUCCACUGCCCCACGGGGUACGAGUGCCACAUCAUCAGCCCCGGGAACCCAGCGGCCGGCGUCCCCAACCGGGGCCAGUGCAUCAGGCAGCGCGGGAACUCAGACGGACGAAACCUGAGACACAAAUACUUCAAGGACUACAAGGAUUACUACGGUAGGAAGUGACACCAACAACGCAGUAGGCUACGAGAAGCCCCACCACAGGAACCUGGGCUGAAGAGCCCCCCACAGACCCAGCCCUCCUGUCUCCGUCUGGGGACCCCCUGGACCACCCUGGACCACCCUGGGCCCACCCUGGACCACCCUGGACCCCGAAGGACCCCCCCAGGACCACCCUGGACACCCCUGAAACCCCUGGACCCCCCUGGACCCGGCAGACCCAGCCCUCUUGUCUCCGUCUGGGGAUCACCCUGGACCACCCUGGACCCCACAGGACCCCGGUCCCCCCCACUCAUUCCCCGGCCCCUUCGCCCCCCCCCCCCCUCCCCUCGCCCCCUCCCCCCCGCCCCCUCCAUGGACCCCGACGGCCCCUCGUCACAUGCGGAGCCCCUCACAUUCGAUUGUUCGCAAUGUGAAUAUUUUCUGACCAAAGAACCAUUAGCAGGACUUUAAAUACCUGGUGGCCAGGUCAUGGACAGCGAGGACAUGGAGGUCAGUCCAGGGAUGUUCUGACUUCAUCUGAUCUCAGAAAUAGAUCUAUUCUUGACAUCUUUCCUCCUCUUUUGGUCUCCUACUCUUCUACUCUCUCCUCUCUUCUACUCUCUCCUCUCCUCUCUCUUCCUCUCCUCCUUUCCUCUCUCCUGUUCUCUUCUCUCUUCCCCUCUCCUAUUGUCUCUUCUCCUCUCUUCUCCUCUCUCUCCUCUCCUUUUUCCUCUCCUCUCCUCUUCAACCCACAGCUAAAUUUAAAAGACAUGAUGACAUUCAUUUUUCUGGAUUAAUGUUUUUUCAAAUAUUGCUAAAUUUCAAAGCUGGGGCGAUAACCCUGGGUCCACAUUUACAUUUUAACCAAAUACAUCUCCUGAUCGAACGAUCAUUUUAAUCAAGUCAUAUCCAUGAUCCAAUAUAAAUAGAAACCCUAGUUAUAUCCCGAGGUAUAUAGGAGUGUUUCUGACUGGAUACUGACGCCGACACAAUGAAGCUAUAACCAACGACAUGUAAGAAAGUCAUUUCUGUUCCUCUGUGACGACGCCAGGGGUGCUGCGUGGGCCCCCAGCCUCAGAGCGGACACUGAGCUGCUCUGUGGAGAGAGAGCUGACGGGUCGAGGCUGACCAAUGGUGCUAUCAGAAAUAAAACUCAUCAUACGCAGGAAA
This is a messenger RNA of Gadus macrocephalus (Pacific cod), 2561 nucleotides long. RefSeq names its product WAP four-disulfide core domain 1 (gene wfdc1). Gene Ontology annotation, biological process: regulation of cell growth. Gene Ontology annotation, cellular component: extracellular region. Gene Ontology annotation, molecular function: peptidase inhibitor activity. The record is from RefSeq and is a predicted model, not a curated record. The transcript has 6 exons. Bases 837 to 1415 code for a protein of 192 amino acids. Lineage: Eukaryota; Metazoa; Chordata; Actinopteri; Gadiformes; Gadidae.